AUGACCUCCUUGGGAUUUACCUCCAACACUUCUCUUACUGACACCCCAACUGCUACUAGGCUGAGCUCGCAGUACCAACGUCGUGCAUCCAUCCUAAGAUGUGGUCAGGGUAUCGAUCGCCAACAGGCAAGAUAUCGAAUGAUCGAAAUCUCUAUUUCAUCAAGCGGUGCAGGAGACCUUUGGUUGGUUCAGUCGGAGGAAUCGGUUGUAGGCAGAAUAAAGGAAUGCGCAUCGUCAAAUGUCACUCCUCAAUCACAGCUCGGUACCAUGUCACGACCAUUAGGCUGCCUACAACUAUUCCUGAUCUCACAAAUUGUCGACCCAGAUGAUUCAGACAACUCCAACAUUUCCGUUGGAGGAGUGAGGGGUGAGAUAUCUCAGCUGCUAACGGCCGUCAUCUUGAGAGUUACGAUCGGCUUGCAAUCCACCGAGUUGGACUACAUCCUACCCACUACACCCAACCGCAAGAUACGGUUUUUAGCUUAG
Melampsora larici-populina 98AG31 is the source of this 486-nucleotide messenger RNA. RefSeq lists its product as uncharacterized. Lineage: Eukaryota; Fungi; Basidiomycota; Pucciniomycetes; Pucciniales; Melampsoraceae. The transcript has 4 exons. The record is from RefSeq and is a predicted model, not a curated record. The coding region runs from base 1 to 486 and encodes 161 amino acids.